Fonsecaea monophora is the source of this 1395-nucleotide messenger RNA. RefSeq lists its product as hypothetical. Gene Ontology annotation, molecular function: transcription cis-regulatory region binding; DNA-binding transcription activator activity, RNA polymerase II-specific. Gene Ontology annotation, cellular component: RNA polymerase II transcription regulator complex. NCBI's taxonomy places the organism in Eukaryota, Fungi, Ascomycota, Eurotiomycetes, Chaetothyriales, Herpotrichiellaceae. The coding region runs from base 1 to 1395 and encodes 464 amino acids. The transcript is spliced from 5 exons. The record is from RefSeq and is a predicted model, not a curated record.
AUGAACUCGCAAGGUCUCUUUGAAACCAGCCCUUAUCACACGUGGACGGGAUCCCCUUUUGAAUGGGACCAUACCCCAGCGGUCCAUCUCCCAAACCCACAAAGCUCUGAUUCUGGUCACGCCAAGCGUCUGGCAUCAAGAAGUGGUCAAUCAUUAUUAGAUGAAAAUUACGACCUGUUUGACACCGAAGUGGUGGAUAAGUUCCUGUUCAACGUGUCUGAAUCAAAUAGCUCCAAAGACGAUUACACAAGUUCUGUUUCGUUCUGUGGAAUGCUUGAAGCCGAAGGAACGUCACCACCGGCUACUGGGGCACGGACAAAGGUCAUAUCAGAUACCAGUUCUCCUAUGACCGAAGUCGUCAUUGACAUUCCUGGGGAGCGUCGUCGUGCCCAAAAUCGUGCGGCUCAGCGGGCACAUCGUGAACGGCAGAAACGUUACGUGGCCCAGCUUGAGAAGAGGUUUUUUGCCCUGCAAGCUAACUACAACCACUUGGAUGAAAAAUAUAAGAAGGUCGAGAGAGAACACCAGUCAUUAAUGAGAAUGCUCUCCCGACAAAUUCCAGCAACGCCUCCUGUCGCACAAGCAAAUAUGGAUUCCUUCUUGUCCGUCAGCAGCAAUGACCCGUUGGCGGUCAACGAGUUUCUAUUAUGCGACCAAGAACCUGAGCAAACAAUGGCAGAGGGGAUUGAUGGCGUCUUUUCAAAAGCGCGCCGUGGGUUUGAUGAACCUGUGGAAUGUAUCGUGGAGACAAGAGAUGGCAUGAUGCCGACUAUCAUUUCAUCGACAUAUAUACUGUCCCAAAUUCAAAUUUAUGCCGGAAACUGGGACCUCUGGGACCGACCUGUCGAUGCCUACCGUGAUGCAGGGUUUGAUCUGUUCACUCCACGCAUUGUGAAUGGGCUCGGGAGAGCAAGAGAAUUCUCGCUCCGUCUGGUCCUGGCACAACAGAAAGUCCUGAUGCGGUUAUGCUUGACGCCGACUUCAUUCUUCAACACCGGCCAAACAUAUCAGUUUGCGGAUGAAAACAUUACAGCAGGAGAUGGGAAAGGAGAAAUUGACUCGGACGCGAGCCGGCUUGGGUCAUUGAAAGAUACGGCUUGGGGCAGCCGCCAGAGAAGUACGACUACAGCACAGCUCUUUUACAAAUGGAUUUCUGUCAUCGCAGGAUGGAAGACGGUGGUGGUGGCAAUACAUCUGGUGGUACUCUUGACCGCAGUUCCCUUCGUCAACGAAGACGAGAUGUCGAUGUCUGUCAUAUGCGAUGCACGAGCACUUGGAUAUUCUGGAACGAGUUCACAUUUACUUCGAAGAAGCCACUACUACCACUACCACCCACCCGCCUCGGACGGGGAUGAUUUGACACCAUAUGAUUGUCCUGUCAGAGCGACUUCCUGA